Molecule: messenger RNA, 4331 nt
Organism: Mustela erminea (ermine)
Lineage: Eukaryota; Metazoa; Chordata; Mammalia; Carnivora; Mustelidae
Gene: GTPBP6
Product: GTP binding protein 6 (putative)
Exons: 10
Coding region: 1848-3278 (476 amino acids)
Cellular component (GO): cytoplasm
Molecular function (GO): ribosome binding; GTP binding
Source: RefSeq, a predicted model, not a curated record
CCGUGUCUCUCCUGCUGUCUCUCUCCCUGCCCGUGUCUCUGCCAGAGAGCCGAUAGAGGACAGAUGCCUCCAACUGCUUUCCAAGGGGCUGCGCCGCUUGCCUUCCCGCCAGCGGUGACGGACAGAUCUCGCUGCUCGUGCCCUGACCGGGGUUAGGUGCUGGCCCUGCUGCAUCUGGAGCCCGUCUGAUCGGAGCGUACCAGGCCCUCCUAGAAGUUUGCCCAUUUUCCCCCGAUGGGCGAUGACGCAGCUCAUGGCCUGGCGCUUGCCGUCCCCGUGUGCUGUGGGAGGCGUGUGUUGGGUCUGCAGACACUGCGAGAGUGUCGUCCCGCUCUUUCCUGCCGCGGGCUCUCGGGCGUUCCGUGUGCGCGGUGGAGAAUGUUCCUUUCUCAGCUGCUUUAGGAAAGUUUCAGUCCAGUCCACGGCCUGACACUUCCUGCUCUCGGUGCCGUUCCCAGGGCACAUGUUGCAGCUGUCACGGUCGUCCCAUCUGCACGCCGGGGGGGGGGUCGUGCCUCAGCCUUGCCCGGCCCGCUCACAGGCCCGUCACAGGAAUGCUUCCCUCUGUCGGAGCGAUUCUGACCGCUCGUCUUUGCGUUCUUUCUUGGGCUUUCUGUCUGUCUGCUUACGCUGUCCGCCUGUCUGGCGUGCUUUCUGCUUAAUCCGCUAGAGCCCGCGCGGUACGGAUAGUAGUGGGUUUUUUCCAAAGUGGGCUUAUUUAUUAGUCAGACAUAGAGAACCCACAAGCAGGGGGAGCGGCAGACUCAGAGGGAAAAGCAGGCUCCCUGCCCAGCUUCUGCAUUGCAGAACUCGUUCCCAGGGCCGUGUGGGCAGGGGACGCGGUCCGUAGUCCCCGUCGUGCGUGAGGCCCUGCGUCAGGACUGUGGCCUGCACACACUGCUUCUGGCCCACUCCCACCAGGCACCCAGUCCUGGGCUUGGGCAGUUCCACGUGGUGAGUGGACCACAUGCCCAGAUGCUGGCCGCGGGCGUCCCUGGAAGUCUCACGACCCCGGCAGAGGGUUGUUGGAAGCCGAUCUGCGAUGCAGCGGGGGGACAUGGCCCCACCAGGGAGGUGGCGAAAGAAACUGCCUGGGGGUUUGCUGAUGGGCUGCGUGUGACAUAUAAGAAGGGACGCUGGGAGUGGCCCCGUGCCCUUGGUCGGAGCACCGGAGGGGAGGAGGUGCAGAGGACCCGCAAUGCCUGUCAGGAGUCAGAGCUGAGGAGACCGUGCGUCCCCUCAGCUCAGAGGAUGGCGCACCCCGUCCCCCACCAAGCAGAGUGUGCAGCUUCUCUGCAGGACUUUGGAUCCCCCCCAGCUUCAUCAUGGACCCCCCACCCCGGGCUCAGUUUCCUCCCUGUGCCUGAGCUCUGCGGACAAUUCGGGGCCUAAAAUUGGCCCAGAGCCCUCAGCACCCGGUCACUGGAGUGGGGACAAUGAGCACGGGGUGCGUGUCCGGAAGGGACCGCUCCUCUGGGACAUUGUGCUGUGGGGAGGGGCACAGGGUGACCUUGGGGGCAGUCUGGAGAGCGCGGCAUCUCAGGGGUGCCCUGUGCUGCCUCCCUGCUUGGGAAUGCUGUCAGGACGAGCCUCGGGCUUGAGGCCCCAGUCCCCCAUGCCCUCAGCUCCUGGGACCAGCCCCUCCUUGGGAUCCCAACCCCCUAUCUGGGAUGCUCGCUGAACUCUCCCCAGGCCCCCUCCUGCACAGGCUGGCACCGAGGCCGCAUACGUCAUCCUGUCCGUCCUGGGCGCUGCUUGCUCUCUUUCCUGUGUAGCAUUGGCAGGGGGUUCAGGGACACCCACUUCUUGCCCACAGGGCUCACAGCCCACCCCGUGGGGAAUGCAACAUGUUCCCUGGGCCCUCGGGCGCUCCAUGCAAGAUACGCUGUGUGCUGGGGCACGGAAGAGCAUGGAGGCCUCCCGUUUGCUGCCAAGUCCCCGGCUGCCACGUUAGGAGGACCCGUCCUUGCGUUCCCCUGGCGUCAUCCUCCGCUUCUCGCCGUCUGUGGCUGGAACAGCAUCGCUGUGUCGUGGAACACAUGGCUGAGUGGCAGGUGGCGGAAGCAGAAGCACUGGUCCACACACUGGAUGGCUGGUCGGUGGUGGAAAGGAUGGUGGUGCCCACCAAAACACCCGAUGGAAAGCUCAUCUUCGGCAAAGGGACUUUGGAGCACCUGACAGAGAAAGUCAGAGGGUCGCCCGAAAUCACGGCGGUCUUUCUGAACAUGGAGAGGUUGGCCACGCCGACCAAGAAGGAACUGGAGGCCCGCUGGGGCGUGCCGGUGUUCGACCGGUUCACGGUGGUGCUUCACAUUUUCCGCUGCAACGCCCGGACCAAGGAGGCGCGUCUGCAGGUGGCCCUGGCUGAGCUGCCCCUUCUCAGGUCCCGCCUGAAAAGCAGCACUGCCCGCCCGGAUGCGCAAGGAUGGGGCUCGCGCUAUAUCAUGGGGUCAGGGGAAUCGUUCAUGCAGGUGCAGCAGCACCUCUUGAAGGAAAAGGAAAUGAAGAUCCGGAAGGCCCUGGAGAGACUGAGGCAGAAACGGCGGCUCCUGGGGAGGCAGCGGAAGCGGCAGGAGUUCCCGGUGAUCGCCGUGGUGGGGUACACCAACUGCGGUGAGAGCCCCUGCGGGCGCGAGAAGCGGGGAAAAACCACGCUGAUUAAGGCCCUGACCGGCGACGACGCUGUCCAGCCCCGGGAUCAGCUGUUUGCGACACUGGACGUCACGGCUCACGCCGGCUGGCUGCCCUCCCGCAUGGCCGUCAUCUACAUGGACACCAUCGGCUUCCUCUCCCAGCUGCCCCACAGCCUCAUCGAGUCCUUCUCUGCCACCCUGGAGGACGUAGCUCAUUCAGAUCUGAUCGUGCACGUGAGGGACGUGACCCACCCUGAGACGGAGCUGCAGAAAGCCAGUGUCCUGUCCAGCCUGCACGGCCUGCGCCUGCCCGCGCCUCUGCUGGACUCCAUGCUGGAAGUUCAUAACAAGACGGACCUGGUGCCCGGGUAUAGCCCGGCGGAACCCCAGGCUGUGGCCGUGUCCGCCCUGCGAGGGCACGGGCUCCCAGAGCUGAAGGCGCGGCUGGAGGACGCCGUCCUGAGAGCCACGGGGAGACAGGUCCUCACCCUGCGGGUCCGGCUGGCGGGCGCACAGCUGAGCUGGCUGCAUCAGGAGGCCACCGUGCAGGCUGUGGACGUGAUUCCCGAGGCCGGAGUGGCCGACGUCACCGUCGUCAUCAGCAAGUCCGCCUACGGCAAGUUCAGGAAGCUCUUCCCCGAGUGAAUGGACGUCGUGUCCGCCGCCGUCUCUGGGCCUCCUGCCGCCGUCUCUGUGGCCGCUCUGGGAGGAAGGGCCGGCGGCCGGACGUCGAAGGUCAGCUUGCCGGUCCACUGAGCGGCUCCGCUGCUGCCGGACCGCGCGUGCCUCGUGAGAGCGGACGUGCCUCCCGCAGGGUUCUGGCCGCAGGACAUGGGCUCCCUGCUGCUUCCAGCGGGGGCCAUCCUGCAGGAGGACGUCCCGCCCGUGCCGGCCGAGAGGGGGCUGGUGGCGGCUUCCCCAUCCGCCGCGUGUCGCAGACUCAGCAGCCAGGCCUCCUGCUCCCCACAGAGCGCCCUGGACGUCCGGAUGGUCUCCCGGAGGCACGGAAGCCUCUCGGCACAGGCAGUGGGAAAACACGGCGCGUCCUCGAAUCAGCACGAAACGGGGGUGCUCUCCGCUCGCCGGCAGCCGGCUAGGACAGGGGCAAGGCUGGAGGGACCACACCUUUCCCACGGCUGUCAGGGCCUGGGGCUGUCUUCACCAAAGCUCCCGGGACACAGGACAGGGCGCCGGUCCCUCUGCUGUUAGAGACGUUGCGUGGACAUUGCAGGGGGGCCGCGAGCCCAGCGCUGUUCCCCGUUCUCCGGAGGGGACGGUGACGUGAGUGGCCACCCUGUUGCUACCCCGGACGGUGUCAUGCUUGCUUUCCCCCUUCGAUGCGUGUUCACCCUCACAGCGGUGCUGUGGGAGUGAUUCCAGAUUUCGGAACUCCGGGAUUAAGGAGAAAACACCCGUAGCCUGCCUGCGGGUCUGCGGGGCGGGGGAGGCUUUCUUGCGGACGGGGGAGCGUUCUUCUCACGGCGGCGUGAGACAAGAAGCCGGUUUGGGAAAGCGGGUCGCCGCAGUGCUGGCGUGGAGGCCGGAGGGGACGCCGGCCGUCGGGGACAGCAGGGAGCCCGGGGACCGUGGAAGCCGGGUUCCCACCCGCAGGCCCCAGCCCCUGACGUGGGCCCCGGGAGACCCACGUCCGCGUGCUGGCUUGCAGGACCGUUAGGAGAAUACAUGGUGUGCUCCGAA